ACAUGAUGUCAAUCUUCCGCCGCUGAGGCUGAGGAGCAACUCAGAGUCAGACGUUGGACCAAAACAAAACCAUCCCGUGCAUGCUCCUCCUUCCCUCCUUCGUUCUGACCUGUGUGUGUGACUCUUGCAAAGCCAUACGAAAUGUCAGUUACUUUCGGAAUAUAUAUUGGAUGCAGUUCGUGUUGCAUCGCAGUUAAUAAAGAUGGAAGGUUUGAAGUAGUAGCUAAUACCUCGGGUGACAGAGUGACACCUGCCGUUGUUGCCUACCAUGAUGCAGAAGUUGUGACAGGUCCAGCUGCUAAACAGGGUAUAAUUCGUCAUGCUGCAAACACAAUACAGCAUGUAUUGCGAGUAGCAGGUACAAAUGAAGAUGAGGGAUUAAAUAUGUCUAGUAUUACAUGUAAACCAAGUUGGGAAAGCGGCCAGCCACGUUAUUCAGUAGCUAAAGGAGAAAAAUCAAUCAACGUAUCUGCAGAUGAUGUCCUCUUGAACAUUUUUGUGCUUUUGAAAGAAAUAGCCAGUUCACACACUAGCGAACCAGAGUUGCCUCUAGUGAUAAGUAUUCCUGCCUGGAGUAGUGAAGGAACCAUUGCAUCUGUAAAGGCUGCAGCCAAGAUGGCCUCAUUUACAGUUUUGUCUGUAGUUACUCAGCCUGUUGCAGCAGUGCUUGCCUAUGGAUUAUUGGAUGACAAUAAGAGUAACAUGCAAGUUGUUGUGCUUCAUGGAGGAGGUACAACAGUUGUUGGGUCCUUAGUAGAGGUAGCUGGUGGAAUGUUAACUCUAAGAGAAUCAAUUUCAUCGUCAACAGUUGCUGGAGACACACUCACAGAACUCCUUGUCAAACAUUUUGCUAAGGAGUUUUACACAAAGUACAAAGGAGACCCCUUAGAGAACAGACGUUCAAAAAGAAAACUUUACAAUGCUGCUGAGAAUAGUAAACAUGUCCUUUCUACAAUGGGGACAGCUCAGGUUAUACUGACAGGUGGAUCUGCCAAAAUUCCUCGUUUGCAACAAUUAGUGAGAGAUGCUUUUCCAGCAGCAGAAUUCUUGUGUUCACUCCCUCCAGAUGAAGUUUUGUCUGCCGGUGCAUCUGUAGAGGCUGCAAUGCUGUUAGGUCGCACCAGUCAGUCUCCUGUUUUGUCUUCAAUGGUGCCAGCUCUAGCAGUCACAGUUAAUUGCAUGAUUUUAAACACGGACAGUAAUGAAUGUGUCUUCAGUAGAGGCACCCCUACUCACUCACGUCACAGUAUAAAUUUACCUCUUCCUAGUUCAACUUCAUCAGAGUGUUCAGUGAUUAUAUAUGAAGGGGAAAGAUGCUCACAGAAUCCUGAGGAAGAAUGUAUUCUUGUCAAGGUUGAUUUGACAAGUCUCAUGCCAGAAUCAAAAUUGUUGAAGCUAGAUUUUCAUUUAAAAAGUGAUGGCAGUCUCCAUGUGAACUUAUCAGAACCGGUGGCCAAGAUCAAUAGGAUGUUCAUCAUAGAAGGCGGAAGAAGUUGAGGCUGGUAGUAAUUAGCUUAUAAUUGUUUUAAAAUUUAGCAAUAAAUCAUAAUAAAAGAUUUAAUGUUAGAAGAGAA
Molecule: messenger RNA, 1574 nt
Organism: Macrobrachium nipponense
Lineage: Eukaryota; Metazoa; Arthropoda; Malacostraca; Decapoda; Palaemonidae
Product: heat shock 70 kDa protein 14-like
Biological process (GO): protein folding
Cellular component (GO): cytosol; nucleus
Molecular function (GO): ATP-dependent protein folding chaperone; ATP binding
Source: RefSeq, a predicted model, not a curated record